Messenger RNA from Penicillium canariense, 657 nucleotides. RefSeq lists its product as uncharacterized. NCBI's taxonomy places the organism in Eukaryota, Fungi, Ascomycota, Eurotiomycetes, Eurotiales, Aspergillaceae. The transcript has a single exon. The record is from RefSeq and is a predicted model, not a curated record. The coding region runs from base 1 to 657 and encodes 218 amino acids.
AUGGUCGCCAUCGUCAGUCUUUUGACAGGUCUUGUGGCCUUGUCUUCUCCAGCUACCUCCGGCGCUGUGCGACGUCGCUCCAUCACACCGCCAGCGGGAUGUCCGAUCCCGACCUGGACCGUCAACACCUUCAAUUGGUACAAUGGCUCCCACAGUUUAGACUGUAUCCACAACCAAGUUGAUAUCAGUGCCCAAGGCUGCCUCUGUGGCACCGGCUGGUGUGCACCUGAUCCCGCAACUUGCAACGGGUCAAUGGUGAAUGUCUGCUGGACUGGGAUGCCCAAUUACCAACCAUGGGGUUAUGGCCCGCCUCAAACUCUUGAUAUCAAAUUUGCCGAUGGCUUGACUUGCCACGACCAAUAUAUCGGCUAUCGCAUCCAUGACAUCGGUCAUGGUGAGAGCAACUGUGGGUAUGCCGAUAGGGGCGAGGGCCGAAUUGUUGCUUUCUAUGGCACCUCGGAUGUCGAUAGCUCAAUUGGCCAUAUGGACUAUACCCUUGGCGAUGGACACGCUCUCACAUGCGACAAUGGGAGCUCUAUUACUUACUCCGGUAGCGUAGACUUCCCAGUCACCUGCAUACAUGACGCGGAUUUCAAUGCUACUUGCACCGCUCCUGUGUUUCAAGUCCCCGUUCUAAGCUACGAGUGGGUCUCCUGA